AACGGACCCAUAUAUAGCAGCUGCCCCAUCGCUGCUCCGUCUUCCCCUUCCAGUGUAUCCCAGCUGCUCCAGCCUAUCAGCUUUCUCCACAGAACGACUCAGUUGCUUCCCCAUACUGAGCUAACGCGAAUUCGGCAUUGUACUUCAUCUGCUGAAAUUCAUCUCAUCUCCGUGAUCUCACAGCAGAAACAGGCGAACAUAUAAGAAGUAUACUCAGCACUUCCGAAAGAUUUGUAUCAGCAACAUCUCAAACUCAAGAUAUAUCCAAUUUAUUGCAAGUUUUGAAUAUUAUUGUUUUGAUAUUGAGGUCACCAUCUAGCCAUUGCGAACCUGACUCAAUAUUUCAAUUUUCAGAUUUACUUCACAAACUUUGAAUCUUGUCAAUUUUUCAAACUUCACGUCCACAUCAUAAUUUUCUAGUUUCCUCUACCACAUCAACCCGAUCGCUCUUUUUGUCGAUCUUCAUUCAUCCUUUCAUUGAUCCUUCAAUCAUAACAUCUACAUAUCCAUAAUGUCAUUGGUUGCCAUCAAGAACGGCGUGUCCAGUCUUUUCAACAAGGCCAAGAGCACCGAAGAGUUUGAGUCUUCCUCUCAGCUCUUAGCCAACGCACAAGCUCCAUACGGCAGUCUUUCGACGCCAGACAGAGGCCAGGACUUGGCCGACAGCGAAGGCGUAUUGAAUUCGUUAUCUUCUCGUUCGUCCGAAGACGACGAGGACGUUGGCUUUUUCAACAAGUUCGACCCCAGAGUCAUGUCCGACAUCAUCAUUGGAUUGUCUGACGGUUUGACUGUUCCUUUUGCAUUGACGGCAGGUUUGUCGUCACUUGGAGACUCCAAGUUGGUCAUCACCGGUGGUAUGGCCGAGUUGGUAUCCGGGGCUAUCUCUAUGGGACUUGGUGGUUUCUUGGCUGCUCGUUCGGAAUCAGAAUACUACAAGUCACAAGUCAAGAAAGAAAAAACAGAAUUCUUCAACAAACCAGAAUUGAUCAACCAGGAAGCUGCAGAAAUCAUGUUUGAGCUAGGAGCUACAGAACAAACCAUUGCUUCAUUCUUAAAAGAUUUAGACUCGCAGCCAAAGAUGUUGAUUGAUUUUGUUAUUAGAUUCGGCAAAGGCUUAGAAGAGCCUGCAGAAGGUAGAGAAUUCACCUCGGCUUUAACCAUCGGGCUGUCAUACUUUUUAGGUGGAUUUGUCCCACUUUUGCCCUACUUCUUCACCACGGUUGUCAAAACCGGCUUGUUGGUGUCUGUUAUUGUCAUGAUUAUAACUUUGUUUGUAUUUGGUUACGUAAAGACUUCCAUUUCGUUGGGAGACGAUUGUGCCAGAUCCAAGAAGUACGGAGAAGGUCUACAAAUGGUGGCUAUCGGCUCGGUAGCUGCUGGUGCUGCUUGGACAUUGGUCUACUUGAUUGAAUAGUCAAGAAUCAAGUAGUAUACAUUUGUAAAUUCCUCCUGCAUUACGAAGAAGUAGUAGACUGCUAUUGCUUCUCGUUAUCUCGUACUAUAAGAUCAUGUCAGUUUAAUAGCGCAAUAUCCUAGUAGCGCAAAAGCCCAAAUAGCUAAGUAGCUUUCAGCUUCCAGUGACGUUCGCCUUGCAUUUCUCGCUCUAUAUAGGUGCUGUUCAGCUUCUAAGAUCCUUUAAUAUAAGAACCUCACUAUUAAUAGAAAUUGAAAAGAGAAACAAAU
Molecule: messenger RNA, 1683 nt
Organism: Scheffersomyces stipitis CBS 6054
Lineage: Eukaryota; Fungi; Ascomycota; Pichiomycetes; Serinales; Debaryomycetaceae
Gene: CCC1
Product: Ccc1p
Exons: 1
Coding region: 512-1414 (300 amino acids)
Biological process (GO): intracellular manganese ion homeostasis
Cellular component (GO): fungal-type vacuole membrane
Molecular function (GO): manganese ion transmembrane transporter activity; iron ion transmembrane transporter activity
Source: RefSeq, a predicted model, not a curated record